GCCACUUCCUUGCCGCAGAAACCUCUUCACGUAAUAUUCCAAUGGCAUCCAAAUAAAAAUGCUUCCUUUUUCCUCAUAUAAAUACCCUUUGUUUCUCUCCUUUGUCCUGACAACCCCAAGAACUUGUUAAACACAGCAAAUUUCUUGCCUGCUUUUUCUUGCAUUUUUCUUUCAGUAACCUGCAAUGGCUGGAAUUGUGGUGGUUUUUGAUUUCGACAAGACCAUCAUUGAUGUUGAUAGCGAUAACUGGGUCAUUGAUGAAUUGGGUUUUACAGAUUUGUUCAAUCAACUUCUCCCUACCAUGCCUUGGAACUCUCUCAUGGACAGGCUGAUGGAAGAGCUUCAUUCUCAGGGAAAAACCAUUGAUGACAUUGUUGGGGUCUUGAAACGCACCCCUAUUCACCCUCGGAUUGUCCCCGCAAUUAAAUCAGCUCAUGCUUUAGGGUGUGAGUUGAGGAUUGUAAGUGAUGCAAAUAUGUUCUUUAUUGAGACAAUCUUGAAGCAUCUUGGAUUGAGGGAUUACUUCUCAGAAAUCAACACAAACCCUGGAUUUGUUGAUGAAGAAGGGAGGUUAAGGAUCUUUCCUUACCAUGAUUUCACUCAAUCUUCCCAUGGUUGCAGCCGCUGCCCACCAAAUAUGUGCAAGGGUCUCAUCAUUGAAAGAAUCCAGGCUUCCAUAGCAAAGGAGGGAAACAAGAAAAUCAUCUAUCUUGGUGAUGGUGUUGGUGAUUAUUGCCCCAGCUUGAGGCUUACAGAAGCUGAUUAUCUGAUGCCAAGGAAGAAUUUCCCUGUUUGGGAUUUAAUUUGCAGAAAUCCCAUGCUUAUUAAGGCAGAAAUUCAUGAAUGGACAGAUGGGGAGGAGCUAGAACGUGUAUUGCUGCAGAUUAUUGGUGCAAUUUCUUCUAUGGAAGACAAAUCUGCUGCUCAGUUAUUCUCAUCAACUGAUUGCAAGUUGCAGACUAUUUCAAUAGGUGCCCAUGACGCCUUCCCUAAAGCUCUUUCUGUUCCUCAGUAGUUAGCUUUUGUAACCCAAAUUUUGGCGGAUGCCGCCGCACCUAUCAAGUGGACAGGAUUUUAUUUUCUUUCCCCUUUUUUCUUUGUUUUAACAAGAAGCAAGUAAUUGUUUGUAUUGCUGCUUUUGAUCAAGAACUGACUAAGAAAUGAAACAAAAUACUUACGUGCUUGUAAAA
Molecule: messenger RNA, 1190 nt
Organism: Hevea brasiliensis (rubber tree)
Lineage: Eukaryota; Viridiplantae; Streptophyta; Magnoliopsida; Malpighiales; Euphorbiaceae
Product: inorganic pyrophosphatase 1
Exons: 4
Coding region: 185-1015 (276 amino acids)
Molecular function (GO): phosphatase activity
Source: RefSeq, a predicted model, not a curated record